This is a messenger RNA of Calliphora vicina (urban bluebottle blowfly), 678 nucleotides long. RefSeq lists its product as uncharacterized. The transcript has a single exon. NCBI's taxonomy places the organism in Eukaryota, Metazoa, Arthropoda, Insecta, Diptera, Calliphoridae. Bases 1 to 678 code for a protein of 225 amino acids. The record is from RefSeq and is a predicted model, not a curated record.
AUGCGUUUUCAUUUAAUUUCAUUGUUCGCUCUGUUCGUGGCGGUGACAAUUGUCAUUGCAGCUCCUGCGAAUGGAGCUGAGAAUGAAGUUCGCCCCUUAAUAGUGUCAAUUGUUAAGGGUCUCAAGCAAGAAACUGUAAAUAAGGAGGAGGCGGCUGAUGAUGAUGUGGAGGAUGAUCAAGAUGUUGUGGUACAAGAUAAUGAGGAAGAUGGUGAUGAAGAAAGUAACGAUGAUGAAGAUGAUGGCGAAAAUGAGGAUGACUUUGAAGGUGAUGAUGAAAAUAUGGAUGAUGGAGAAGAUAAUGAUGAUGCUGGUGAUUAUGAGGUAGAAGAUAAACACUCAACUAGUAUCAAUGAAGAUAAUCACACUGGUGAUGAUGAAGAUGCAGACAAUAAUGAUGAACACGAUGAAGAUGUCAAUGCAAAUGAUGAAGAGCAAAACGAUGAUGAUGAUGAAAACGUUGAUGACGAUGAAGAUAACGAGGAAAACAACGACGAUGAUGAUGACAUCCAAAACGAAUCAGAUGAUAGCAAGUCUUUAUCAUCUGAAUCUCAGGAAUCUGAUGAAUCCAAAUCAAAACUUAUUGCCCUGCCUAGACCACUACCCACCCAUCAGCGUCAACAGUUUUUCAGACAACAGCUGCAAAAAAGAAAACAACAAUUGAAAAAACUACAUUAA